Fimicolochytrium jonesii is the source of this 5530-nucleotide messenger RNA. Its product is annotated as putative RPO21-DNA-directed RNA polymerase II, 215 kd subunit. The record is from RefSeq and is a predicted model, not a curated record. Gene Ontology annotation, molecular function: DNA binding. Lineage: Eukaryota; Fungi; Chytridiomycota; Chytridiomycetes; Spizellomycetales; Powellomycetaceae. Bases 165 to 5447 code for a protein of 1760 amino acids. Gene Ontology annotation, biological process: transcription by RNA polymerase II. The transcript is spliced from 6 exons. Gene Ontology annotation, cellular component: RNA polymerase II, core complex.
UUAUCUGGCGUUGCUCCUUAUCCUAUUGUGGCUUCUGUUGAAGGUUUUCUCAGACCUUGCGGCGUACUUUCUAUUCCAUCUGCCUUCCGUAAAUCCAUCUGGAAACCUCUGAUUGACCUUUCUUAUGCUCAUUCUGCACGGCGUUUGGCAAACAACAGAAAGCCAUGUCUGUAGUCAAAGUUGAGCAUUCCGAGUUCUACGAAUCCGAAAACAAUCCCAAGCAAGGUGGUCUUCUGGAUCGGAGACUUGGGACGACCGAUAGGAACUUCAAAUGUGCCACUUGUGGCGAGAACAUGACGGACUGCCCUGGACACUUUGGUCACAUUGACCUUGCCAAACCUGUUUUCCAUGGAGGUUUGAUCAAGAAGGUCAAAAAGGUUUUGGAAUGUGUCUGUUUCCAUUGCGGGAAACUGAAGGUUGACUACACGAACACGAGAUUCGCUGCUCUGCAAAGACUGAAAAACCGGGCACGGCUCUUUGAGGAAACAUGGGAUCUUUGCAAAGGGAAAAUGAUCUGUGAAGGCGCAGAACUGAACGACGAUGAUAUGGAGGACCCAAUGCAGCCCAAGAAGAAUAAUCACGGGGGUUGUGGCGGAAGGCAACCAGUGUUCAAGAAGGACGGCACGCUUUCAUUGUCCACGUUCUGGAAAUCCACCAAGGACGAGAUUGAAAGCGGCCAGGAGGCGGCAAAGUCGCUCCCUCUUACCGCCGAAAAGGUGUUGCAGCUCUUCCAAAAAAUCACCGAUGCAGACUGCGUCAGCAUGGGUCUCAAUCCUCAAUGGGCCCGCCCUGAGUGGAUGUUGAUCUCAGUUCUGCCAGUGCCCCCAAUGGCUGUCCGACCAGCUGUGAGCAUGGACGGUGUUGCGACCAAUCAGGACGAUUUAACGCACAAGCUUCGCGAUAUCGUUCUGGCCAACAAUUCGUUACGGCAGCAUGAGACCGAUGGCGCUCCGGCACACAUCAUCACCGAGUACGAAAACCUCCUGCAAUACCACAUCGCGACGUACAUGGAUAACGAUCUCGCAGGUGUACCGCAAUCUCUGCAAAAGUCCGGUCGGCCCCUGAAGUCCAUUCGCGCCCGUCUGAAGGGGAAGGAAGGCCGUCUUCGUGGGAACUUGAUGGGGAAGCGAGUGGACUUCUCCGCACGUACGGUCAUCACGGGAGAUCCGAACUUGUCCAUCGAUCAAGUCGGAGUUCCACGCAGUAUCGCUCGAAACUUGACGUUCCCAGAAAUGGUCACGCCGUACAACAUCCAUAAACUUCAGGCGAUGGUGAAGAAUGGACCGAUGGAGCAUCCUGGUGCCAAGUACGUCAUCAAGGACGACGGACAGCGUAUCGAUUUGCGAUACAACAGGCGCGGUGCAGAUAUCCAUCUGCAGAGUGGCUAUCGUGUGGAGCGACAUCUCGUGGACGAUGACAUUGUCAUCUUCAACCGUCAGCCCUCAUUGCACAAAAUGAGUAUGAUGGGUCACAGAGUUCGAGUCAUGCCGUAUUCUACGUUCCGGUUGAACUUGUCCGUUACAAGUCCUUACAACGCCGAUUUCGAUGGAGACGAAAUGAAUUUGCACGUUCCGCAAUCCUACGAGACCAAGGCCGAGCUUCUGGAGAUUUGCAUGGUCCCCAAGCAGAUUGUGUCGCCGCAGAAAAAUGCCCCGAUCAUGGGUAUUGUACAGGACACCCUUUGCGGUAUCCGCAAGUUUACGAAGCGUGACACCUUCAUGCGCAAGGAUCUGGUCAUGAACUUGCUGAUGUGGGUUCCGGACUGGGAUGGAACAAUACCGCAACCAGCGAUCCUGAAGCCGGUGCCUCUGUGGACCGGGAAGCAAAUCAUCAGUCUGGUCCUGCCGCCGAAGAUCAAUGUCAACGGAAAACAUACCGCGUUCGUGGCUUCAGCAACGAACCCUGACAUAGAUAUUCCCGACUGUCGCGUGCUGAUUCAAGAUGGGGAGCUGUUGAGUGGUAUUCUGGACAAAUCGAUGGUUGGUGCGACCGCCGGCGGUAUUGUUCACGUCACCAUGAACGAGCAUGGUCCCGAAACGGCGAAGAAGUUCUUCAACGGAUGUCAGACCGUUGUCAACUACUGGCUUUUGCAACACGGCUUUUCCAUUGGCAUUGGAGAUACCAUCGCUGACGCCCAGACUACUGAGCAGAUCAACGACGAGAUUAGCAAAGCGAAGUCGGCUUGCGAUCUAAUCAUCAAAUCGGCGCACCAGGGCCAACUGGAGGUGAUUCCUGGUAUGAACGUCCGCGAAACCUUCGAAGCUCAAAUCACGAAGGAACUCAACAAAGCCCGUGACGGAGCUGGUAAAAGUGCUCAGAACACCUUGAAGGAGUUCAACAACGUGAAGCAGAUGGUCGUAGCUGGGUCCAAAGGAUCAUACAUUAACGUGGCGCAAAUGUCCGCUUGUGUCGGUCAGCAGAACGUCGAAGGAAAGCGCAUUCCCUUCGGUUUCAAAUACCGCGCGCUUCCGCAUUUCACGAAGGAUGAUCACACACCUGUAGCCCGUGGAUUCGUGGAAAACUCGUACUUGCGUGGCCUCACACCGCAAGAGUUCUUCUUCCACGCUAUGGGAGGUCGUGAAGGUCUCAUUGACACCGCCGUCAAGACUGCCGAAACCGGUUAUAUCCAACGUCGUUUGGUGAAGGCGCUGGAAGAUUUGAUGGCUCAAUACGACGGAACUGUUCGGAACGCUCUUGGAGAGAUUGUCCAGUUCUGUUACGGUGAAGACGGAAUGGACGGAGCCAAGGUCGAGAGGCAGACACUGGACAGCUUUGCGAUUGACGACAACGAGUUUGUGAACAAAUACAAGGUUGACAUGGCGUCGGACAAGUUCCGUUUCAAGAACAAUUCGUUGGAGUUCAAGAUCUCCGAGGAUCUGAUGAACGAGAGUGCUCAGGCUCGCUUUGACGCUGAGUUCGAGCAGCUGGAGCUCGAUCGUGAAACGCUGCGAAAGGAGAUCUUCGGGCGGAAUAGCAGCACAGCGUGGCCGCUACCACUCAACAUCCAUCGAAUGGUGUGGAACGCACAACAUGCGUUCAACAUUGACCGGAGGAAACCUACGAACUUGCACCCUCUGAACGUCAUGGACUCGGUCAAGAGUCUCCUUGACAGGCUGGUUGUUGUUCGUGGACACGAUGAAUUGUCCAAAGAAGGUCAAGAAAACGCGACUCUUCUGUUCCAUAUCCUGAUUCGUAGCGUUCUCUCGUCGCGCCGUGUCAUUGAAGAGUUCCAUCUCACCAGCGAAGCUUUCGAUUGGAUCAUCGACGAAAUCAACACCCGUUUCAACCAGUGCUUGGUGAACCCCGGCGAGAUGGUCGGAGUGCUUGCUGCUCAGUCGAUUGGAGAGCCCGCGACUCAAAUGACGUUGAACACUUUCCACUUGGCUGGUGUGGGUUCCAAGAACGUCACGCAGGGUGUACCGCGUUUGAAGGAGAUUAUCAACGUGGCGAAAAACACGAAGACGCCCGGUCUCUCGGUUUAUCUGCUACCAGAGUUCAGCGCCUCGGCCGAUACGGCAAAGGUCAUUGCGGAACAGUUGCAACACACGACUUUGUUAAACCUGACCAGUAAAACUGAGAUUUGGUACGACCCUGAUCCUUUGAACUCGGUCAUCGAAUCGGAUCGGGAAAUCAUGCAAGCCUGGGCGGAAAUGGAAGACGCAGCGGAGUUGGGCAACUACUCGCCGUGGGUCCUUCGUAUCAUCUUGAACUUCAAGGCGAAGUCAGACAAAAAUUUGUCGUUGUUCGACAUUAGUACGAAAAUUCAAGAAGUGUUUGAUCAGGAUGUCAAAUGCUGGGUGUCCGACGAUAACGCGAAGGAUAUGGUUAUCCUGGCUCGUAUCAAAACCGAUACCAAGGACGGCGACGGGGAUGAGGACGGCAAGUUGGAUGAAGACCAGUUCUUGCGAAAAGUCGAGGAGAACAUGUUAAAUCAGAUCACGUUGGCGGGUAUACCUGGUAUUCAUCGUGCCUACCUGAGCGAGAUCUCUCGGCCGACGUACGAUGAAACGGGAAGGCUCAACCCAGCGGGCAUCAAAGAGUGGUACCUGGAAACGGAAGGAACCGGUCUUGCUGCCGUGUUGGCUCACGAAGGUGUCGAUCAACGACAGACCACGUCCAACUUCAUCGUCGAGAUCGGCGAAGUGUUUGGUAUCGAAGCGACUCGUGCGGCUGUCCUCAAAGAAGUGCGUGGAGUCAUUGAGAACGACGGUUCGUACGUCAAUUACAGGCAUUUGGCGAUGCUUUGUGAUAUCAUGACGCAGCGGGGAACCUUGAUGGCUAUCACGCGUCAUGGCAUCAACCGCACGGAAGCUGGCGCUCUUGCUCGAUCGUCUUUCGAAGAGACGGUUGAGCUGCUAGUUGAGGCGGCUGGACAGGGUGAGGUGGACGACUGUCGGGGUGUGUCCGAGAACAUCAUUCUUGGGCAGCUGGCACCCAUGGGGACCGGGUUCAUUGAUGUAAUCCUGGACGAGAACGUUCUCAAGAACGCGCCGGUGGACCUUGGUCUUGGCUCAAGCCACGGCAUGGACACCGGUGGCUUCACCCCGGGUUUCAUGUCGCCCGCCCACACCCCGUACUUCGAUCGCAGCGCUGGCGGCGGAUACACCCCUAUGGGUGGGUACUCCCCUAUGGGACCCGUCGUUUUCUCGCCGUACGGUCCAGAUGCGGGUAUGAAACCUGCGUUCACCCCUGGUUACGGAGGUGGCACUAGCCCUGGUUACAGCCCCACAAGUCCGAACUACAGUCCGACCAGCCCCAGCUACAGUCCGACAUCUCCGAGUUACUCGCCGACAAGCCCCUCGUAUUCACCGACGUCACCUAGCUAUUCGCCGACGAGUCCAUCUUAUUCCCCAACGUCGCCGAGUUACUCUCCAACUAGCCCGAGCUACUCGCCGACGAGUCCGUCAUACUCCCCAACAUCCCCGAGCUACUCGCCCACCAGUCCUAGCUACUCUCCGACGAGCCCCAGUUACAGUCCAACCAGUCCAAACUACUCGCCGACAAGCCCGAGCUACAGCCCUACGUCGCCGAGUUACUCUCCAACGUCUCCCACUUAUUCUCCCACGUCUCCGACGUACUCGCCCACCUCUCCUACAUAUUCGCCCACAUCUCCAACAUACUCACCAACCUCACCAACGUACUCGCCGACAUCGCCUACCUAUUCCCCCACUUCGCCCACAUAUUCCCCCACGUCCCCCACCUACUCUCCGACUAGCCCAACCUUCUCGCCCAACUCGCCAGCGGGAGGUUCAGCGAUUGCGGGAGGAGGUUACAGCCCCGCGGCGGCAAGUCCGAUGUAUUCGCCCAGCACGCCGUCGUACACUCCUAUGAGCCCAGCUGCUGGCGGAAGCACCUACAGCCCGAUGAGCCCCGCCUACCAACCCAAUGGGACUCAAAACAGGAACAAUGGAGCGGCAGGAUCAGACGGUGGUAGCUCGUCGUCCUGAAAACGAAACUCAGAUUCAACCAUCAAAGGAAGGCGGUCUGCUUCUUGAGAAGAAUCGAUCUGGACUCCCAAAAAAGAACACCG